Molecule: messenger RNA, 3193 nt
Organism: Dimorphilus gyrociliatus
Lineage: Eukaryota; Metazoa; Annelida; Polychaeta; Dinophilidae
Source: the annotation of a GenBank genome assembly
AAUGGAAAUGAGAAAUAAUGACAAAUUCGUUGAUAAUAAAGAAAAAGAAUCGGAGAAAGAUGAAGAAAAGAUGACAAAAGUAGAAAAUUGGCUUACAUUGAUAGUAGAAAAGGGAGGCGUAUUCAACCAAGAAGUUGUUAAUAUGUUGAAAAAUUUCGCCAAAGAACUCUACAUUAUAAAGGAUAAGCAACCAAAUAGUUUAAUGGUCGAUAGUUUUGAGUUUUCUCUUGUAAAGUACACUAUUGGAAUUUUGGGUCAAAUACAAUGCUGCGAUAAUAUAGAAAAUAACGAAAAUGGUCGUAGAAUUAAACUAAACUUCAAAGCCAUUUGGCCAAAGAUUAGAGGAGAAGUUGAUACUAUUCGUAAAUUUGUAGAAAAAAGUCUUAUUGAAAAAGAGUUUAAUGAUUUGUUACGUAAUAAUUCAAUAAUAAGAUUAUUGGAAAAUUAUCCAUCAAUUUUUGCGGAUAAUCGCCCUAUUCGAAUUAACGAGGAUGAAACUGAUGAUGAAUAUUUAAUACCGAACUCUUUGGGUGAAAUUAAGUUUUUAUUACAAUAUAUCAAGUUCGGUUCGUUGAAAAUACCAGAAAGAUUGCAGUUGAUUAUUAUUCUAUACGAUAUAGAAAGAAACGAAUCAAUUGCCCAAUGCGUUCGGCAAUAUAACUACUCUAAAGGUGAAUUUGAAAGCAAAGUUUUCCCCGACCUAAUUGUUUUUAAGCUAAACCUUCAUAUAUUAUGUAACAGAUCGGUUAAAAAAAAAUCAUCUCUAGCGUAUAAGAGAACCAAAGAUGACGGGGAUUUAUUUGGGAUAGCUCGCGUAUUUUUUCAAUUCUCACCAUUAAAAAGCAAUCUUUAUACGUUUACUGUCUACGAAAGAAAGCAAGAGGUGUACGUUAUUAAUGAAGUCUCUUGUAACUUUCUACCCAAAAAUGAUUUGAAUAUGAACAUAUGCCAAACAAAUAUUUCAAAAACUUGGAGAGCUAUGCAUUAUAUGAUGAUUGGAAUAUCCGUUAGAGACGGAAUAAAUCCAGAACCAAUAGAUGUUUAUGUUGAUAAACUAGAUUCUUUAACUUAUGGCUUUGGUUUCUUACCACUUUUUAACGGUGAUAAAAUUCUAUCAGAUGGAUUAAAAGAUAUAUCUUUACAUAUAGAAAAAAUUCCUUUGAACUAUACCGAUUAUGAAUGGGAAAGAAAUCCUCGUACGGAAAGUAAUCUUCUAGUUGAAGUUAAUCUAGUUUCGAAUGUUCUAACAAACGACGAUCAACUUUUAAAAUCAUUCAACGGAAUUGAUUUAGACGCCAUUUUUAAUAUUGAAAAUAGAUUAUACUUUUCGAGAUAUAAAUUCCUGAUUUUGGAUACAAUUUUUCUUUACAUGAACAAGACUGAAAAUGAAGAGAAUGCAUUUAAUAUUCUAGUUCAAUUCUUGGUUUUACACGAAAAAGACAAGGACGAAGGAGAAAUUGAUCAGUAUAUUGAUUUAAAAUUCUCCUCUCUCGUCGCUCUAAGAGUGAUUGUAGAAGGAAUUUGUAGGAUAUUCGAAAGAUCGAUUGUAGCUGAAAUAAACAUUGUCGUUAAAGUAGUUCCGCUACUAUUCAAGUUUAUUCUAAAAUCUGGUAUCUUGAAUUUUCACGUUAAAAAUCGAAAUACAUUGGAAACUUAUCUUCAAACUCUCUUCUUACGAAUUGAUAAUUUUAUUCAAAAUUUUAGAAGAAACUCUAAAAGAGUUCGAAAAAUUGGUAUAAAACUUAUAAAUUCGUUGAUUAUCUGCUGGAAAUAUCUGUUUCCGGACGAAAUACCGAGAAAUAUAUUAGAAAUUCAUAUAAGCUAUAUGUCGGAAAUGUAUUGUCGUCUCUUAACGCCCGACGGUAUAUCUAAAAGCCUCUUCAAGGAACAAGACAAAAUAGUCUAUUUCGAAGAGGAGGUUUUCUUUGAAAUCGAUUUAGAAACUGCAAAAAUCUAUUGUUUACAAUCGCUUAUCGAAGAAAAAGAAUUCUCAGCAUUUGUUCAAGUUCGACAUGAAUUUUUAAAUUCAUCUAUUCAAGUUUUGUUCGUAUCUUAUCUUAUUUACGAAAAUGACGACUUAAUAAAAAGAAGUUUAAUUCUAUUGCAAAAGCUUUUAAAUAAGAGAUACGAAUUAUUGGCAAAAGGGAUAGAAUUGUCGCAAUUCGAAGCUAAAACAUUACUAGAAUGUAUCAAGUUUUUAACAAGAAACGUUCAACAGAAUUACAUUGAAGAUAAAAUUGCUGAAGAUUUAUUCGAUAUAAUAACAAAAGACAACAGUAUUUACAAACAACCUGAAAAUUGGCUAGUUCAAUUUGAAUUAGAAUAUGGACUAGAUUUGGAACAAAACUUAAUUAAAGAUUUAAAAGAAACUUUCUAUAGAAUUAUCGAUGGAAUUAUUAAUUAUAAAUAUAGUUUAAAGUAUGCUUUUAACCAAUUGGAUUUAUUUCCAUUAAUCUCUUGCGAUUAUCUGAGAAAAAUCACAAAAAGUGAAUAUCUACGCGAAAGAAUGCUUACAGAAAUAUUCGAUAUACAUCAUCGUUCAAACAAUUUCGUCGAGAAAGCCUUUUCCAUUCUAACUUCGAGAGAUUACAGCCAAAUUUUAAACAAUUGCUUAUUAACGGACACACCAACUGUUGAUAAGAUUCUAAGAGAUUUACAAUCGAGUAUAGAGUCUCUCUCUCUUGGAAAGUUCUUUUUGGAGGAUGGAAAGUCAAGAACCAGUUUAUCGGCUAAAUAUUAUUAUUCAAAUGGAACAUUUCCAACUUAUACAACUGUUUUAGAAGUUGAUAGAGAAGAAACUAUAUUCAAUUAUUAUGAAAUUGUUUCAAACUGCAUCCUUCAAUUGUAUUGUAAUUUGAAUAGACAUUUCGCAUCUUUAAAGGAGAAGAAUGAUGAUGAAGAGCUGCCUGAGAGCUGUUCAAUCCAACUGGAAUACGAAACCAUUCUCAAUAAUCUAUUUAUAGAUAAUGAAAAUAUAUUAAAUUAUAUUGAAUUGUUAUCAAACGAUGAAAAUUCAAAUCUGUUUGAAAUGUUCUAUAAAUUAUUUGGAUUUUUACCGGAAGCUAUUGAAUUGUAUAAUAGUAAAUUUCAAAAUACUAAAUAUAAUUAUAUAUCAGAAUUCAAGAAACUAUCUAAAUUAAUUAAAUCGAAAAUCAGUGUUCAAGAAUCGUUCAAAAGAAAAUGGUACGAAUAA